UUGAUUCAUUCCGCACGGUCGUCGACAUAGUCGGGCAGUGGCCGUCGGCGGAUCGCGAUGUGGGAGGACGAAUUGCGAAGUAGUGAUCGAUAGGCGUGUGGAUCACGGAUUGAGAUCAGCGUGUCGCCAAUUCGCCACCGCCAACAUGGUGAAGGUGACUGUGCAUUAACAACAGCACAGGUGCAACUCGAGGAACUUGGUCAUCGCGUCGCGGCCGUCACAUCGUGAGAACGCGACACGAAUCGUAAACCGCCGAAGCCGCGCCGAACACCACCGAGUGCAGACGAACGAAGCCGAACGUGUCCGAGCGCGGCGAAAGUCUGCGGCUCGCCCGACCGAGGGAUGCUCGCGCGCACAUGGUGACAUCGUCUUCCGGGUCAGUCCGAAAGUAAUUUUGAUGUGAAAGGAAGUGCGCCGUGGCAGACGAGCUCGUAUUUAUCAGACGACACCGAAAUUGGCUUUCUCGAAAUAUCUCCGGCGAGCUCGUUAAAACGGCGCUUCCGUGGGUAGCUCAUGGGGUGUAAUGGCGAUUGGGAAGGUGUUUUGUUUAAUGAUGCUGUGGGACUGAUUGCUGCAAUGAAGUGCAUUAAAUUUAUACGAAUGACAAUGGGCUGAAACGUCUGAAUAAUCAGCAUCUACACAUAACUGUCACAUACUUUUUUUGUCACAGCUUUUGCUAAACAUGGCAACGGUAGAAGAGAAGAAACGAGUGGGUGGUUCUAAGGUGUCAGCCAUCGCGAACAUUUUCCAGUCCAAGCCACAGCUGGAAAAUCUGAGCCACAGAACGAAUAAUAUCCUAUCGGAUGGUUUCAAGGAACCAGCUGUUCCGCUGAAGGAGUCGCCGACGCAAGUGACAGUAGUCAGGACUGAAAGCCAUGUGGCACGCUUCAACAAUGCACGUGCUCUCUUCGAAAAACUUGGUGAAGAGAAUAAAACGAGCAGACCUGUGGAGCGAGUCACGAAACCGAACAACUUGCAUGGUCUUCGAUCUCGCUCUAGCUCGGCGAACUCGGGUUCCGGUUGCACCUCUCCCGCGAGAUCACCGCGUCCGCGUUCGCCGUCUCCGCCGGGCAGUCGCGAGCAUCUGAGCACGUGGAGUGCCAGCGUGCCGGCCUUGAACGCGGAACGGCAUUUCGAAAACGGUCACUGCAACAUGCCGGAUCAGCGGCGUGCCGUAGUGGCUGGACUGGUGGGCGGUAAGGUUGAACGAACAUUGGGCAAGGAAAACGACCGUCCCGAACGACCCGAGAAACCGGAGCGCCGACCGAAUUCGAAGGAGUUGAUCGAAAAGCAACGUAAUUGGACCAGUCACUUCUCAAAAACCAGACCAAGCCGCUACAACUCCGACCCGAAUCGCUCGCUGGUGCAAACGUCUCUCAACUCACAGAACGCAACUCAUAACGCGACCCAGCAGCAGCAGUCGUCCGUCGACGGGUUAUGUCAGAGUACAACGAGCGCGACCAACGACACCGCUAGCCCGGCUAGGUCGGCGAGUUUCUGUUCUGCGCGAUCACCUCCGCCACCGCUACCACCGGUCAGAAAUUCGUCGGCAGCCGGUAGAAGAGAGCGACCGGCCAGUAUCGCCGCGCUCAGCCCGUCGGAUCUACCGGAAAGUCCAGAAUAUGCGACGAUAGAAAAGUUCGACGACAUCUCGCCGACUAUUCCGGAAUAUGCCGUCGUACAGAAAACGAGAAAGCCGCAAGAGGAUUCAAAGGAAAUCCAGGACAGUGGUUCUGAUAAGAUUCAGGACUCCGCCGUGCCGGAAUACGCUGUAGUGCAGAAAAACAGUUCAAAGUCGGUCUCGAGGCCGGCUGAUGGUCAAAAAGAGGCUUUCAAGACCGCGCAGAACUUUAAAAACUCACUAGCUGCGGAAGUAGCUCCUGCUUGCAAGCCUGUAGUUUCGAGGUCGUCGGAGAGCCCGAAAGAUGCUUCGAAGGUGUCUAGUGUGCAAAACUCGAAAGAUCCAACGACUGUAGAAGCAAUUCCGACAUGCAAGAAUGCAUUUCCAAGAUCAGCGGACGUUCCCAAGGAGACUUCAAAGGGCUCCACAACUAUGGAGGAAAUGGCAAGUUUUAAAACUACAGUUUCCAGGCCAACGGAGAGCCCGAAGGAGACUGUGGAGAGCUCGAAGGAGAUUUCGAAGAGUCCAAUAGCUACGGAGACAAUCGUAGACACUAAAAUUGCAAUCACGAAAGAACACAAUGACUUAUCGGAACAAACAAAACCAUCUUUAGUGCUCCACUGCGAGCUUUCUAGUCCGAUUCGAAGCAGCACUUCGGUGGACAGUGCCCAGUUGACGAGGAGAGAGAGCGAUUUGUUAGAAGCACCGGAGUAUCUAAAUUGCCCUCCAAGUCCGAUUCAUUCGCCAGCGAAAACAUCUGAGUGGCGGAAUGAGUGGUUGGCGAAGAAUGACGAGAUCCUGAAAAGAACCGUGGAUAUGAAGGAUCUGAAGUCCUCCUCGAGGGAGGCACUAGAAGCGGAAAUUACACGUGGUGAGGUGAUAACAAGGCCGGAUCCUAGACCCGACUGGGCCAGGCCUAGCGCGAACGCUAAGAGGAAAGAGACGACAAGCGACGACAAGAGGAACGAGCUGAUGCGCUCACCGGAAUCCGAACUAGGUUUGCCCUCCUCCGCAGGCACCGACAGCGCCUCGUCCAGCAUGAGUUCGCCUAGUUCACCUUCCAAAGAUAGCAAGGAGGAGAAGGCGGAGAAGGAGAUGUCGGAGAAGCAUCAGACAGGUCGCAACAGCUAUGACUUGGAGACAGAGGAUCAGGAAAAGCCAGCUACAUACCAGAGCUGUAUUUCAGAGAUGGAGAGCCUCUCAGAGAAGGAUCAAUUCAAGUUUAACGAAAUAGACACAACCACAGUCAUUCGACGUUCUCAUGUGCGCCUCGAUCUUCAAGCUGCAGGUCUGGGUCCACGUCCACCCUCUGUCAUUAGUUCUGACCAGGAAUAUCCUCCACUGGAGCACAAGGACAUCCCUGUACCCUCGCCGUAUUCGAAAAGGCUGCAGAGCGAAGAAGUUGUUUCGCCGAGCAAUGCCGAGUGCAAAGCUCAAACGAAAUUGCCGAGCACGGAGCAGGUAAAGAACUAUAGCAACAACGCUGUGGAAACAAUAAAAAUCAACUCCGUAUCUGUUACGGAAACAAUAUCAGACGCAAAAGUGAAGCCUACCGGCGACGGAGUGUGCCAGAAGACAGUGUCAAAUGCAAAGAACGAUCAAAUUAAGAUCAGCGUUAGGGAAAAGAUCGCGAAGAACAGGGAAGAAGUCUCCGGCAAACGUUCCAGCUUCGCUGAAGCAGAAAGUAAAAUGGACAGUAUGGAGAAAACGACUUAUGGCGGCACGAAUCGUAGCCAGGAAGCAAAUUUAGGGCUCACUGCGAAAGAAAGCAAAGACGAGGAGAAAUACGCGACAGAAGUGUCCAAGUCAGAGAUCAGUAGCAGUAGGAAGGAGUGCAUCGCGGCGGUAAACAGUGUACUGAUGAGCAAGAAAGCGCAGGAGAGUGUUGUUGAGCAGCCGCAGACAACGUGGGAGCAGGAGAAGCAGAAAGCCGAGCUGGCGAAACUUAGGCUGUCGGAGAACUACAAUCAGUCAACAUCCCCGUUGCCAGCGUCCAAUGUACUUACACAAAAGCAUUCCGGCAGAAGAUCCAACGACUACAACACGUCGGAGAGCAGUUUGAUCGAGGACAGCGACUCGAGUGACACAAAGACAGUCGUUAAUUCGUCGGAGUGUGCAACAACGGAAGCGCAGAAUAAUUCUACCGUUUUGGAGACUCCCUCAAAGGCCAGCGUCAAUCAUAUUACACCCGUGACACCGGACACUAUGACUCCGGAUGAGGCUGAAAAUCUGUUGAGCUCUCGCAUCCUGGAGAAGAAGAUCAGACAAGGUUCGGCGCUGCUAUCGGACGAGGAAGCGCAGGAGAUCGCGAGGCUGUUGUCUCCCACCGGUGCAGAUGAUGCAGUAGGUGACGGGAUUUCUAAUGACAAGGAUAAGGAAGGACAGGACAGGGAUAGAGACGACCAGGACAACACGCCCGACUGGCUGUCCGAUGUCCUGUCUGCUCCUGAUUCCAGUCUUAUCAAUAGCGCCACUCACGAUUAUAGUUUAACUCAUAGGUCCCGCAGUGACUUGACAAUAGAUUCGUUAACGGAGAGUCAAGUGGGAUCAGUAACAGGAAGCGAGAGCGGACUACUGGGUUCUGUAAGCAGUUUGAACGACACCCAUGAAACCAACGAUGACACUGAAACAGAACAUCAAGACGAUUACAUUCCAAUUCCAGGGAAAAUUGUUCUCGUAGAGAAUGGCGUGCAUUAUUUCGAAGAUGGCCACUUCUGGAUGGAGGUCGCAGGGAUUCCAGAAUCUGAUGACGAUGACGAAGAUUAUCCGUCCACCGUGCCCGUUAAGAAAACGACUAAAGUAUCUUUCGACUCUGGUCCUAUGCGUGUUUAUUCCACGCACUCCGUAAAUGAAUAUGAUCGUCGCAACGAAGACGUAGAUCCUGUGGCGGCCAGUGCUGAGUACGAGUUGGAAAAGCGUGUUGAGAAGAUGGAGGUCUUCCCAGUAGAGUUAAUGAAAGGGCCGGAAGGAUUGGGUCUUAGCAUAAUUGGAAUGGGUGUGGGUGCUGACGCUGGCCUGGAGAAGCUGGGUAUUUUUGUGAAGACCAUCACCGAGCAGGGUGCGGCCGCGCGCGAAGGUCGUAUCCAGGUGAAUGACCAAAUUGUCGAGGUGGACGGCAAGAGCUUGGUCGGCGUAACUCAAGCGUAUGCCGCUAGCGUUUUAAGGAAUACUUCUGGAUUGGUACGAUUUGUUAUCGGUAGAGAAAAAGAUCCCAAGAACUCGGAAGUGGCGAUGUUGAUCAAGCAAAGUCUUCAAGCGGAUAGGGAACGAGAACAAGCGAACGCUGCUAAGAAACUAAACUUUUCUGAUGCCUCCCCCGAUGGUCAACGAGGGAGUGAGGAUAUUUCUAUUGGCAGCGGAAUAAGUGGAAUUCCUGGUUCGCCAGUGCUGUCAUCAUGCUCAGAGGGAGAACCACCUCACAGUCCCAUCGAAAAUUACCUGUCGCCUUCUAGUCGCAGCCGAUCUCCGAUUCUUAGCUCGUCCCUGCCUCCACACACUACUACUACACAGAAUGAUGUAGACAGUCUGAGAUUACUCCUGCAGGAGAGUCAGUAUAAACUUGCAAUAGCGGACGAGGAAGUCGAAAAUCUCAAAGCGAAGCUGGUGGAAUUAGAAAACAGCGGAGCAGGUAGCGAAGAGUAUGCAGCUAAAUUACGGGAAUCAGGAUUACGUCUUCACGAGUCGGAGAGAGCCUUGGGUACUGCUCGCCAAGACUUGUCGGCAACCAGGGAUAUGUUGUCCCAAGCAACGGCGCAAAACGCGGCUCUACAGCAAAAAUAUGCCAGAGCCAGGAGGGCUGCCAGAGAGUUGCGAGCAGAUAUCGCAGCCAGAGAUGAAUUUUAUCAGCAAUUGUUGCAGGAAAAGGACACGGAGUAUAAUGCGUUGGUGAAAAGUCUCAAAGACAGAGUAAUCACAUUGGAAGUGGAGCUGACCGAUACUCAGAAACGAUUUGGCUUGCCAGUACGGUUGCCGUACGACAAUACUACUGCCAGGAUAGUGACGCCACAGCUUUCUCGCAGACAACUACCACCGCCGCCUUCGUCGACUAGUUGUCAGCUUUCCGACACAGAGACCUCUGAUCUCAGUAGCCCGGACGACGGUGACAAAACUGCAACAGUAGAAAGAAAAUUGCCUUUACCACUGCCGGUGAAAGAAGAAUUAGAUCGUGCUGUACCGGCUCAUCGUUUGCUGGAUAAUUCUGCCGGCAAGAGCAAGGCAGAGCUUGCUAGCAGGGGUGGUUUAGCCAAUCGUCAACUACCUAAGCGAUCUGGAGGUCUCAGCAAUAGCAGUUCGGAUUAUGGAUUAGACGAGUCGGGCGACAACACAGACGACGAUUCCUCUUCAAAACUUACUUCGCAGGACAACAGCAGCCGAUCGCCCAACGACUUGACCUCUAAGCAGUCCAACCUAAGUUCUUACUCUAGUACUUCAUCCAUCAGCUCGCUCAAGGGGAAACACAUGGAUCCCAUACAUCCUACGGCGAUUAGACACAGCACCAUCAGCUCGCAAGUCAGAGCGAUGACCGAGCAGAGCUGGCCUCAAUCACAAAAAACUUUAACCGGACCUCCCGCAUCAUUGGCGGAACAGCUAAAGCAGGUUUUAGCCGAGAGAGAGAAGCGACUUGGCGGAAAUGAUUCCUCGAGGGAGAGCUCUGGCGAUUUCAGUGAUCUCAAUAAUCCCCAUAAUAACGAUCCAACCAUAGUCACGCAUCAUCUUGUAGAGGAGAUACGACAAGCUGUUAGCGAGGCUAAUCAAAGAGCUAAACUUGUGCUUUCAGUGAAGAAAGUAUCGAUUCCUCCGUCAAAUUUAAUCGGCAGUGGAGGAGCUCCCUGGCACCAUCCAGGAAGUUCUCCAUCGAGCUUGUCUUCUGGUGGUUCCGUGAGUCCUCCAGCUGUCGAUCCUAGUCCUUCGAAAGCUGGUAGCCUUGCAGAUUCGAGCGCAGUUUGGUUGCCCGCUCAACUGAGCGACUUUGGUUUAGGUGACAAGAAGUCCCACUUUUGGCAGAACGCUCCGGUCACGGAUUGGUCCAAAGAGCAAGUUUGCCAAUGGCUGACGGGAAUCGGUUUGGAACGCUAUUCUCCACAAUUUUUAGACAGUGGUAUCAACGGAAGCAACUUGCUACGUUUGGAAUCAAGAGAGCUAAAGGCUUUGGGAGUUUAUGGUGAAGCAAAAGCUCAUCUGAAGCGCAAAUUGAAAGAAUUGAGGGCCCAGGCCGAUCGUGAGCGUAAGGAGCGUAAAGAAAUUGAACGAAUGCGACGAAAAGCAGAAAAAGCUGCACGGAAAAAAUAGCUUACGAAUAAGAUGGACGCGUUUGGUAUUAACUAGAUAUUCGGUAGAAUAUUACGAAUCCUGUGAGCGCGAGGUAUAUAGGGUGUCUCAAAGGAGGUAAAUGAAGAAAAGUGGGAAAUUUGAAAUUUAUUAAGAAGUAAUAUUUGUUGAAAAAGUUAGGUAACAAAUUUCCCGCGGAAAAUAAUAAAUGAAAGUAAAUGCGAGUUAAAGUUAUAUGUUUAUCAAAGAAUUGAAAGUUUGGACACCUUCAUGAAAGUCUUUUAUUAUUUAUUAAAAUCAAUUUCUAAUUCGCGAUGAAAAAUAUGACAAAAUCAAUGUUUACUUAGAAAAUUUUUCAGAAGAGUUUCUCUUUUGAAAUAUUUCUGCGGAAACAAUAUAUUUCUUAGAAAUUUUUGCUUGCAAAAUUUGGAGGCAAAAAUUGUUUUCCUUAGAAUAUAUACUAAGAGAAUUAUUUUACUUAAAAACUUUCCUCGGGAAAUUUGAAAAUAUAUGUAGUUAUCUUUUGGAAUAGAUAACUAUAGGACAUAAUAUGUCACUAAAAUUAAAUAAUAGAAGUAAUUGUUAUUUUUAUCUAUCAAAUACAGUGAAAUAGUGAACCUUAGAAUUAAGCAAUUAAAAUUAAGAAUUUUUUAUGAAUGUGGAAUUAGAAAUGACGCCGUCCAUUUUGUACAGGGUGUCACCUAAAAAUCUGCAUGUAUUUUAAAAUCGAGUGCCAUAUUCAUCAAGACAAUGAAAGGGUUUUAUGUAUUUAUUAAGACUUAACCCUUUGUAUUUGUACUUUUCUGACAUAUAGUCGUUUUUGCCCAAUUAUUUCUUUCUAAAAAAGUGAUUGAUUUCUCUUAAUAAUUCACAAUGAUUUCGAAUAAUUCCUUUAAUAAUAAUUGGACUCAUAAUUAUAUCAAAUAAUUCCUAAGGAAUAAUAUCAAGUUAAUAGUAAGUUAUUGAUUGCAAAUUGUAUUAGAAAUAUUAGUUUAAGCAAAUAUAAUUUAUAUCCAAUUAUUAUUAUAUGAAUUAUUUAUAACAUAAUUUAUAGUUUAAUAAUAACGAUCACACAUAAUAAUAACUUUUAAUAUAUAGUGAUUUAAUCUCAGUUAUUACUAGGAACUAAUUUUAAUUAAAAGGAUUAUUAUUCAUCUUAAAAAUUAAUUGUUAACUUCCGAUAAUCCUUUUAAUUUAAAUUGGUUUUAAUGAAUGCAGGAAUAUAUUUCAUUAAAUUUUAUUUAUAAUUGAUUUUUACGAUUUCGUAGUAAUAACUAAGAUCAUAAUUACUCAAAUUAAUUCCUAAUGGCUGAAUUUAUCAUUAUUAUUUACGAUUAAUAAUUUCAAUUGCCUCUUUGAGACACCUAAUAUAUUUUGGUGUUUUCUUCGAGAUCUUUUAAUUCUAUUCAAAUACAAUUCGUUUCCUUAAACGAGGACCACGUGUAGCGCCUCUGCAUUUACUUGUUAUCGCCAUAUUUACUAAACUUUCACUAUUAAGUAUUUUUUCUCAGUUAUUAGUACUAUUUAAAAACGAACGUGUGUGCGUGUGUGCGUGUGAAUGUGUGUAAAAACCUGAGCAAUUUAGUUAAAUUACCGCGUUUUAGUCGCGCGUUUAACUCUAAAUGCGAUUGCUCGAUCUUCGCUUUAAUAAACGCUUUAAUAAAUAUUCUCUUAUGAGAAAAAUCAAGUUGCGAGUCGCUUUAAGCAUUAAACGCGUCGCCUAGAGCGCGGAAAAUGUGUAAUAAAACGUCGUGUCACUUAAGAGAGAAUACGCUCUUUUAUAUUACUAUACAUACAUGUUAUAUAUAGUCAUGUAAGCAUUGUUCCCGUAUUUAUUUUUACGAUCACAUUUAAUGACGCUUUUUUCACGACGAAGAAUCGAUCUUUCAAAUAGUCGUUUAAAUGUAAUCGUCUUCUUCAAUUUUAUAUAAAUGCGUCGUCUCAACGAACUAUUAAUUAACUAUUGAUUACUUAUUAAAAGACGCAUUCCUGAUCAAUGUUAGAUUUUUAAGCCUUUAUACAUUUUCAAGAUGAAAUUUUUACAGUUAUCUUUCAGUAUUCUAUAAUUAUGAAAAACAUUUUUUUGUUAAAUAAUUAGAAUUUUCUGCAGUGUUAUUUUUUUAAUAUUAACAUUUUUUAUAAAAAAUAUUUUGUUGCAAUUGAUCAUUGCAAGAACAUUCUUUGAAAGAACAACAUAAUUGAUCAGGGACGCUUUAUAUACAUCACAGACUUUUACUGUAAUUACCUUAUAACUAAGAGAGAAGACAUGUCUUUCUAAUUUAUAUUUAUUUGUUCCAAAUUUGCUCAAGGCAACCCUUGUCGUAUUAAGACAAAUGUCAAUCAGCAAAUUUAUAUUAUCCUUCGCUCGAUUAUUUACCACAGAAUUGUCGAAUGCUCGCGGAAGAGGCUCGAAGACAAUUCCCUUCGUUGUCGUGCUACUGUGAGUAGAGUCGCUGUAAAUUCUAGGACAUCUGGUGUCGAACAUUCCACACAAAUCGCGAAAGAUGCUGACAAACAGUAGGACAAAGUCGAACAGCCAAGCUACUCACGUGUUUGGGAAAAAUCCUCCCAAACAGUAGUGAGAGGCUGUUUAGAGAUGGAUGUUGCUCUAUUGACGCAAAGCCUCACUAGAGGAACGAAGAAAGAAGAAAAGAAAGAGAGAGAGAGACACGAGACGAGCGUACCGUUGUGCGCGUACUUAUUUAUAGUAGCGUUCAAGUUCUUAUGCUCCGUCUUGAACAUUUCAAAACGCUUCACCGUGAGUGAUCAGAGAAGAAAUGUUGAAUUCUGGGCAUAUUGUGUAAAUAUACAUAUGUACUGAGCGACGAUUAAUAACGAUGACUGUAACUGGUGAAACGAUUAAUACAUGUGUACGUUGUGUGGAUGCGUGUGUGUGCGAGAGUGUACAUGAGAGAGUGCGUCAGAUCGCGGAGCGAAGAAUAGCGACUAUUAGUGUCAUAAUGCUACUCUUUACGAGGCAUAAUUCUGAAUUUUCAUGGUCGUAAGUCCUUAUCAAAGUCCUCCAUUACUUAGCAACUGCGACGUGCACUUGUUGUUUUUGUUGUUAUACUCACAACGAACCGCGGGAACAGAUGUGUUACCCGUGUCUCUUUAUGAGAAUUGUAAUGCGUUAGUUGCUGACAAAAUAUCAAAGGUACUCCGAUCCUUUUGCACUUCGAUUGUCUAUAGUUAAAUUUUGCUUUUAUUCUCCUCAAUAUUUCCUUCAUUACACUCACUUAGGAUUUUUGGAUAUCUAGGUAUUGAGGGUUUCUUAGAGUUUUGGAAUUUUGAGGUCCUGGUAUGUUUUUAACUUGGUGUGAUUAGAAUUUUCCGUUCUUGGAUCUUUGGAUUUCUGCAAUUCAGAGUCUUUGCAUUUUAACAAUUUUGGAUUAGCAGAUUCUCUUCGCAACUUUCAUUUUUAGGACUUUAAGUUUUUGUAUCUUUGACUCCUAAGAAUUCUUUGGACCUCCGAACUUCUGGCACAAUUUGGAUUUUUAAUUAAGGUUCUUCAACUUGAAACCUUUAUAUCCCCAAACACGUAAUUUCUUUUAUAUGUUUUCAAAUAUCCGAAUAUUCUAAUUGAUCGUUCAAUCCGAAUCAGAUUAAUCAAUCUGUUUCACUCAUAUAUUUUUAGAUUCUUUGUUUCUUCAGCCAGAUCCAUUUCCGCGUUUCUUUUUAGCUGCACGACCUUUCAGAUCCUCAAGUUCUGGAUCUUUGUUUAUUUCCGUUUUUUAGAGACGGACUCUUCGCAAAACCGACUGAUUUAUCAUAAGUUUUGUAGCCGAUUUUUGACAGAUCACUUAAUCAUGUAACUUCGAGGAGCGCCUCAUAUACGAUCUAACUAAUUACAAAGCGAUUAACGAGAUUCUUCAAAAUUUUUUGUACACAUGUAUUUCGAUAUGCGCUUGUUGACAAUUAUUUAUUCGAUAUAUGUCAUUGCGUAGAUAUAAUUGUGUCAUAAAAUAGCUGUGCAACGACAUGUGUAUUGAACUGACAGUUGUUAAUGAGUGUUUACGAAAUAUCAACUUGUCAUGUUGCAUAAUUUUUGUCAUAACGAUAAUUUGCAAAGUUUGUAAAAGUAAAGGAUGUUUCUUAAAAUGUAGUAUUAGCAAUAUAUGCAAUGUGACUUGGUUGCUGAUGACAAAUUGUAAUGUAUUUGAAUUUACAUUACAAAUAUCUCGAGCUUCGGAAGCGUAUUGAUAACGUUUCUUUUCUUUCCGAGAAUUGUUAUCACACGUUUUUCUUAAUGUUUCCGUUAGAUCGUGUAUGAUCUGAACUGUGUAUAAGUCCCUAUUGAUUUGAGAUUGUUGAUCAUAAAUGGAUAGAUGAUUAGAAUAACGAAGAGAUGAUAUGAAGAUGAUCGUAGAUCAUAAUGACGAGGAUGAUGAUGACAAUGAUAAUGAUGGGUUACAUGCGAAACGGCAGCUUUUUAAUAUGUCUAAAAAAGUAUUGUCAACAAAUACUCUUGAACGUUUUAAUUAAAAGUAAUUCGUACAAUACGUAAAA
Molecule: messenger RNA, 11395 nt
Organism: Odontomachus brunneus
Lineage: Eukaryota; Metazoa; Arthropoda; Insecta; Hymenoptera; Formicidae
Gene: Spn
Exons: 19
Coding region: 683-6910 (2075 amino acids)
Biological process (GO): calcium-mediated signaling; neuron projection development; actin filament organization
Cellular component (GO): cytoplasm; postsynaptic density; dendrite
Molecular function (GO): actin filament binding
Source: RefSeq, a predicted model, not a curated record